Helicoverpa armigera (cotton bollworm) is the source of this 3220-nucleotide messenger RNA. RefSeq lists its product as uncharacterized. Lineage: Eukaryota; Metazoa; Arthropoda; Insecta; Lepidoptera; Noctuidae. Gene Ontology annotation, molecular function: protein binding. The coding region runs from base 642 to 2336 and encodes 564 amino acids. The record is from RefSeq and is a predicted model, not a curated record. The transcript has 13 exons.
UACAUUACAACAUUGAUGAAAUCGCUAAUAAAAUUAACAUUUCGUUCGAAGCUCGCGCCAAGCGACUCCGCAGUUUUUGUUUAUUUGAUAGCGAUGCAUCGCUAGCUUUUCACUGCACACGCAUGAUCGUUGCAGUCGCCUUGCAGCGCGUUCAACAUGAGCACCGAAAGCUCACUAGAUACCAAUCGUAAUCGGUUUCGGUAUCAACACGUGUGAACUCGGCUUAACGAACUGAAUUAAAUGCCACUUGUAAUUUUUGUUUACUAUUUCCAUAUCGUAAAAUGUGUGUAACAAGUUUUUUCGUGUGAAGUUGUUAUAAUUUUUGGAGCUAUGUGAUUUUUUUCUAAGAAAAUAUUUUAGGGAAAUAAUAUAUUGGAAAAGAACAGGUUAUUUGAAAUAUAUAUUUUAUUUUUUUACGUAAUAAAAAUGCAACCUUCCACUUGCUAGGCGCAGUGCAUAAUUCAUGUACAUGUUUUUGAUUUUGGUUUUAUAUUCAAUCCUAUUUUUCACGAUCGCAUUGAAUUUCAAAUAUGUCUUUAUAAACGGUGAAUGUUUUUAUUUUUGUGGACUAUUUCCCGUUGUGUGUCUCGGGAGGGUGUUGUGUGGAGUCUGAUCUCUGAGGUGCAUCGCGAAACCCGGAUAUGGGAAACCUAAGCAUCUUCACAAUGAGGAUAGCAAGCCUGCUGGUCCUCCAUGCAGCGGGGGCCGGUCUAGCUUCACCAACCGUGCUGGUCUCCCGUCCCGUCUCCAAGGUUCCUGUGGAGUGGCUGCCCAUUGACAACCAGACUGUUUAUAGGCUAGGUGAAGGAGAGAGUAGGAGUUUGGAGCUGAACACGACUUCCAUAUCGCAGAGCAUAGUCUUCAUCACCAUCAGUCCGUGUUCCAGAGACUUCCAUUGGGCGUUGUACUAUGGGAAACCUGGCAAUAACAAUGGCCAACUCAUUCUACAGAAAGAAAGUGGCAGCGGCGAAAUGAGCACAUUCUCUUUAAAUAUAUCUCAACAAGACAAAUAUAUUAUGGUUCUAUCAUCAACUCGAGGUGGUGCAGCCGUGGUCAGCGUGAGAGGGGAAGCGACGAGACAAGUGCGCAUGCGACUCAGGGUGCGUUCACGAAGAAGGCUAGCAGCUAACUGGGAACCUAGCCCCAUCGAUCCUCAAGCAACCACCUACUGUGUAGUAGCCUCCCACAAAAAGAACUACACUUCACUCUGUGCAGCCCAACAUGACAUAAAAACUAAAAGAUUAGAAAACAAAUCUUACCGUUUGAACCAAGACCCGGAUCGUUCGAAAUCAAACGAGCGAUUGAAUGAAACUCGUCUGGAAAUAUUGACAGAAGUUGACAACAAAAUUAACAUAGAAGAUUCUUUGAACAUUUAUGAAGGGAAUUUUAACAAUAUUUUUAGGAGGAAGAAGUUUGGUCGUAGCACAAAAGUAACGGAUGAAGAUCCUGUGAUAGCGUGCGUGGGAGGUAGAACACACCAUUUGAUUGAAAAUCUGGACCCUAGUACGACCUACUUCGUAAGCGUGUUCGGCGUAGCAAAGGACCGUCGAUCAGGAUCUCUACUGGCGACGGGCAGUGUGCGCCCGCGCUCUUCAACUGCUAAGCGACUGAAAGAGAAUGUUCCUAUCAAGGCAGAUAUACGAGGAAGAAAUGUAUUUUAUUUCAAGGCAACUGUUGGUGCUGGCGGAGGCCUCUGGCUGACUUUAUCAACCUGUGGAGGUGCAGUUGAUGUUGAAGUACUGGUCAGAGGAAAGAGACUUCAUAUGGCUAGAAACAUAGACCCUCAUUCCAAAUUCUUCGUGCCAGCACCAAUUUCAAUGUCUUCAAUACAAGAGACGAGUGAUGAAGGAUCCGUACAGUUUGAUUCCAGUUCAGAGGAAGCUAGAAUGAGAUUCGUCAUCAAAGUCAUACCUAGCAAAUGGGAUAGGGAUCGGGCGGUUGGAUUAGAACUAAUAGCAUCAACCACGCGAUGGGGGGUCAGCACUCCAGAGCUGACUGAAGAUGGAGCAGUAAGAGAGAUCAGACCAAAUAGAUCGUGUACGUCCGUAGACGUCGCAUUCUUGCCUGCCACACAUAAUGCCACUGAUGUCAUCAGAUACUGCAUCAUGGCCCGAGAGACUGUGAGUGGGGAAGUCUAUAGUUGCUGGUUUGGCAGAAGAGCUGGAAAAGGCCAAUGUGUCGUUCAUACAGAGAAGUCGCCUGUGAUCGUGCAAAAAAUCGGAGGACUAAAAGCUGGGAGGAAGUAUGCUAUCCAAGUAAUGGCUUCGAACAAAGGCCAUUCAGUGCCAUACAACAUUUUAUACGUGGACACUAAAAUCUCGUGUAAAGAGGACUAAUGUGACGUCAUGUUUUGUGAAGCAAGAAAAAAAAAUGCAAGACAGCUAUAGAAAAUCUUGUAACAACAAACAAAUUCUUGCAUGUAUUUCAUAUGAAUUCUUGCGGAACAAAAACUACCUUUCGUAACAGUAUUAGUAGAAUAAAAUUACCUAUACGAGUGUUUCUUUUAUUAUAGUUUUAAAAUCAUAUUUAUAUUCUUGUGAAAAAAUUUGAAAUCUGUAUUAAAAGCUGUGUUAAAAAGUUUAAAAAACAUUGCACUGCAAAUGAAGAUAUGGUUUACCUACUACCAGACUUAUUAAAAAUUGUAUUAUUAACCUGAGAACAUAGUAUAAAUCAAAUAUUUUUUGUAAUAAUAUUUUAAUAAAAAAAAAUCACGAGCUAACGAGCAAGCGAUUUACCCGGGUCAACAUUCGGAAACAUUAUUUUUAUUAUCUACUAUUGAUAUCGGAUAUUUAUAGACAACCUAGCCACUGAAAUAAAACUGUAAAUACCGAUGUUUUUAAAAAUAUGUAUUAGAUAGUUAAGUAAUUGUUUCUGCUUAAUAAGCUUAUUAUGGUAUGUUGUUUUAAUAUUACGUAGGACAAUUAAUUUAAUCGUAGUUUAUAAGUAUUUCGUAGGAAGGAGGAAAGUGGCAUUUAUAAUUUGUUUUAGUUGUAAGUUAAGGUGUGAUUAGGACACUAAACUUAAGCACAUUGUCAUUCGAUAUUUUGUUGUGUUAACACUAUGCUAUUUAUACCAUACGAUGGAAUUAACUGUAACGCAUUAUUAAAGUGUUAAAUAAUGCUUGACCUCUUCAGGAAGUUUUCACAAAAAGAUAAGUACCUAUACAACAAAGUUUUCAGCAAUUGGGUGAGCAUAAAUACGAAAUCUGUAAGUUCCUAUU